AUGGACUACCAACACACAACCCUCCAAUCACGACCCCACAGACGAUCUAGUGGCGGGGAACGACUCAUCGGAUCACACCCAACGGUCCUCGAUCUCACCAGCUAUCAGCUCUAUGAUCUGCACUCAGUCGAGCUUCCACCGAGUCUAACCAAGUUAGACUUACCGGCGAACCGUUUAUCGAAAUUAGAGCCCCGAAUUGGCCAACUGUCUAACCUCAAGAAACUCCCUCUUCGCCAAAAUCUCUUCGACGAUGCAGGGGUUGAGCCGAUUGCAAAAUGGGACGCUAUAUCGGACCUCGAGGAGCUGGUGCUCAGAGAUAACCAGCUAAAGAAAAUUCCUGAUCUUAUCAUUUUCAAGAGGCUCUUGAUAUUUGAUGUUUCUUUCAAUGAGAUUUUGGCAUUGAAUGGAUUAUCAAAAGUCCACAAUACACUGUGUUAA
This is a messenger RNA of Ilex paraguariensis (yerba mate), 438 nucleotides long. The record is from the annotation of a GenBank genome assembly. NCBI's taxonomy places the organism in Eukaryota, Viridiplantae, Streptophyta, Magnoliopsida, Aquifoliales, Aquifoliaceae.